Molecule: messenger RNA, 944 nt
Organism: Pectinophora gossypiella (pink bollworm)
Lineage: Eukaryota; Metazoa; Arthropoda; Insecta; Lepidoptera; Gelechiidae
Gene: Tsen34
Product: tRNA-splicing endonuclease subunit Sen34
Exons: 8
Coding region: 75-923 (282 amino acids)
Biological process (GO): tRNA splicing, via endonucleolytic cleavage and ligation; tRNA-type intron splice site recognition and cleavage
Cellular component (GO): tRNA-intron endonuclease complex
Molecular function (GO): nucleic acid binding; tRNA-intron lyase activity
Source: RefSeq, a predicted model, not a curated record
GUCAAAUUGAAAUUGUCGCUGCUGCUGAAAACAGUAACCAAUUUAGUUACUAUAACUAGUUAAAAAAUUUACCUAUGAUUCCGCUAUUCAUUGAAAAUGGUGUUGCAUAUGUUUGGAAUUCUGACGACUGGUAUACCCUCCGCUCGAAGUACCGCAUAGCUGGAUCUCUAAUUGGCUCCAUUCCAUCAUUUCCAAGACAGAAUGACUUUCAAGGGUUACCUAUGGCUCUUGCAUCGGAAGAGGCUGCCUUGUUAGUAGAUAAAGGAGUAUGUGAAUUAUUUGAGCUGCCUGAUAUUACACAGAAACCUUCAGAGGAGAAAAAACAAGAAAUUAAAUCAUUACAGCAAAAGGUCCUCACAGAACAAACAGAGGCUUUGAAAAAGAGAAAAAUUGAACAGUUAUCACAAAAAAUUGAUUUAAUAAUGGCUGGAAAAAGGAAGAAACUGCUUUCAAAGGGAAUUACAGAUGUAGAACUGGAUAAGCAAGCAUUACUGCAAGAUGAAAUAAAUAAACUACAAGGUCUGGCACCAGCUCAUGUUCUGGUGCAUUUACCUACUGAACAUCAUAUGCCUACAGAGAGAAAAAAUGUAGAGACAGAUGUACUUAGACCCAGUGUUACUGAUAAAGAUGGUACUAUUCGUUAUGCAAUAUAUAAAGAUCUUUGGGAGAAAGGACACUUUAUUACUAGUGGAUCUAAAUUCGGAUCUGAUUAUCUAGUGUACCCAGGCGAUCCAGUAAGAUUUCACGCCAUGUACAUGGUGCGAUGUGUUUGCGAUCAGACUAAAUCUUUUCGACCGACGCAAUUGGUGGCGUUUGGUCGACUUUCUGUAGCUGUUAAUAAACUGGCGGUUUUGGCUUUCUUUAAUAGUUACGGAAAAGUGGAAUACCAGACACUUCAAUGGCAUGUUGGAGUAAAUGGAUAAUAAAAAAGUCAUUUAUGUAUA